Molecule: messenger RNA, 1044 nt
Organism: Enterobius vermicularis (human pinworm)
Lineage: Eukaryota; Metazoa; Nematoda; Chromadorea; Rhabditida; Oxyuridae
Source: the annotation of a GenBank genome assembly
AUGGCAGCCGAGUACGCCGGUGGUACUACAGAAGAAGUGGCAAUAUUUACUGAUCAUGACUGGUAUUCAGUUAUUGGAGUCCCUUCAGAUGGUCUUACAAUAGCUGUUAAUAUUGACAACAAAAUGAAGGAAGUUGGUAACGUGCUAGUCAAGGAUGGUACACUUAUUCCAGAAUGUACGAGUCUUGAUGACAAAACGUUAGUCUCGUUUCAUGACAUGCGUGUACGGAGAAUUGAAAAACGUCGUCUUUUAAUCGCUCUUGGAGAGUUUGAGACUACCUAUUUUGCACCUGUUGUGAAUUUCAAUGAUGUUCACCGCACCGCAAUUUUAAGUGUGGACGUCAACUGUACUGGGAAGUUGAUUGUCUCAUCGUCUGCGGAUGGUUCGAUUAAGAUCUGGAAUUCGGAAACUGGGGAGCUUAUAAAGAGGUUUGAAGGAGAUAAUAUGGAUGUAAAUAAGGUUAGGUUUUUUCCAUCUGGCCUUGUCGUGUUAAGUUGCGGUGAAGAUAUGAGUGUUCGUGUUUUAAGUGCUGAAACAGGCCUUUGUUAUCGAACGUUUCAUGGCCAUACAAGAGGUGUGCAAGACAUUGCAUUUAUUGGUGUUGGGAAAGAUGUUCUAUCAGGAGCAAAAGAUGGUACCUUGAAGAUAUGGAAUUGCGCUUCUUCAGAAUGUCUGCAUACGUAUCAUCCUAAUCAAGGCGCUGUGAAUGCCAUUGUUCUCAAUUCAAAUGAAUCUGAUAUUUGUGGUAUUGCUGCUGAAGAAGGAGCAAGCUUGUUAGAUAUCCGUUCAGCUGAUAUUGUUAGUUUUACUUCAUCGUUUUACAAACUUGAUCUACAUGCCCUGAUCUCUCGCAGUUUUGUGGUCGCUUUCCCAAGCGACGGUAGCGUAUGUGGAUAUGAGAAAACACUGAAACGAAGGUCUGCGCUUCUUUGCUUUUCUGGAGCCGAUUGUGACCCUGUUUACGAUUUUUCGAUAUUUGACGAUACGUACUUGUACACUUGUUGUAGGGAUAAAGUCAUUCGUAAGUAUGAAAUUGUGGUGUAA